CAACUCGAUAGUACUAGAAUAAUACUACUCCUAUAUCCAAUACCUUGUGUAUCUGAAUCCGAAGACCAGGAACUAGUUUCACCAACAGUAAUAAAGAAGUCAAGAACUGGGUGAUUAUUACAUGUGAUGAUGAUGUUGUGUUCUGGUGAUAAAAAUAUAGGUUUAGCUACAUGGGCCAUCAUGUUUCUCUUAAUUUCUCCGACCCUUUUCUCUACCUCGUCAAUUUCUGCUCUUGAUCCCAAAUGGGCUGCUAAGAAGAAGCGGAUGAGUCUCAAAGUUAGAGAUAUGUUUUAUCAUGCCUAUGAUAACUACUUGACACAUGCUUUUCCGCAUGAUGAACUUAAACCUAUGUCCAAAUCGUUCACAGACUCUCUUGGCGAGCUUGGCAAUUUGAAGCUUGAACACUUAUCGAAACAGUACAAGGGAUUAGCCCUUACCCUUAUUGAGUCACUAUCGAGUCUUGUUAUCAUGGGGAACAUCACAGAGUUUGAAAGAGCAGUCAAUUGGCUAUCUGACAACCUUACAUUCGAUGUUGAUGUGAGGGUCAAUCUUUUUGAGUGCAACAUAAGAGUUCUUGGAGGACUUGUUUCUGCUCAUAUACUUGCAACUGAUUCUACAAACAGGUUGGGUCAAAGAGUCUACAACAACGAGCUGCUCAGCCUUGCUGAAGAUUUAGGGCAAAGAUUUCUUCCGGCAUUUAAUACACCCACUGGAUUGCCAUAUGCAUGGGUUAAUUUGAAGUAUGGCGUAAUGGAGAAUGAGACAGCUGAGACAAGCACUUCCGGAUGUGGUUCACUUAUUCUAGAAAUGGGAGCAUUAUCACGAUUGACGGGGGACCGCAGAUAUGAAAUUGCUGCUUUGCGUGCUCUUCGUAAGUUGUGGAGCAUGCGUAGUUCUUUAAAUCUUUUGGGAACCACUCUGGAUGUGGAAAGUGGAGAAUGGCUUGAGCACUCAUCCGGAAUUGGGGCUGGUGUUGAUUCUUUUUAUGAGUAUCUGAUCAAAGCACAUAUUCUUUUUGGAAAGGAUGAAUUUUGGAUGAUGUUCCAGUCUGCUUAUCUUGGUGUGCAGAAAUAUUUCAGACAUGGGCCAUGGUACCAUGAAGCUGAUAUGAGGACAGGAAUGGCAACCUUUUGGCAACUUACUAGCCUUCAAGCAUUUUGGCCUGGAGUGCAGGUUUUUGUUGGGGAUAUCGCAGCCGCUAAUUCUUCGCAUCGCGAGUUUUUUUAUGUGUGGGAGAAAUUCGGUGUACUACCCGAAAGGUAUUUGUUGGAACAUCGCAUGGUACACCCAACUGAGAGAUAUUAUCCUCUACGCCCCGAGUUAGCAGAGUCCACAUUCUACCUCUAUCAAGCAACUAAAGAUCCCUGGUACAUGGAGGUAGGAGAAUCAAUUGUAAACUCUCUUAAUCAAUACACAAAGGUUGAAGGUGGAUUUGCAAGCAUUAGAGAUGUGACAACUAUGCAAUUAGAAGAUCAUCAGCACAGUUUCUUCCUCGCUGAGACGUGCAAGUAUCUAUAUCUUCUCUUUGAUGACUCAUUUUUGUCUGGGCGGAAUUACGUAUUCACAACGGAAGGUCAUCCUCUUCCAGUUUUGAGUUCUUGGCAUGAGAGGCUUCCCCAGACAUACCUCCCAAGCAACUGGACUUCUUCUGAGAGUAUACACCAAGCUAAACGAACAAGUGCAAUGUCCUCACGCAUCUGCCCUGCUAUUCCAUUAAACUCUCAGCACCCUAAUCGACAGAUCGAGAGUGCUUGCCAUGUCUUAGAUGCCCGUGAAGAUCACAGAUGUCUAACUGAUGAGGAUUGCGGAGUUGAUGGUAUGAGUUGUAGGCGAAGAACUUGCAGUAUAGCAGGUUAUUGUGGCCUAUGGUUGAUCAUAUAAAGUCCAUCGAAACUAAAAUUCUUUUGCACCAAAUCAAUAAGCUCUGACAUGGUUCAGGACUGCCUGCAAUAUCUCUUACUCAUACAAAUGUUGAAUUUAAAUCAUAGCAGGGAGAGAAAAAGUAUAGUAGAUAUGUACACAAGCCAUGUAACUUCACAAUUUCAUACUCCACAUGUAUGUCUGAUACACACAGCCAAGUAGAUGCACACAUCUUUUGACAGAAGACACACAAACAAUUUACUGAUUUACUCCGACA
Messenger RNA from Daucus carota subsp. sativus, 2137 nucleotides. Its product is annotated as alpha-mannosidase I MNS5. Gene Ontology annotation, molecular function: mannosyl-oligosaccharide 1,2-alpha-mannosidase activity; calcium ion binding. The coding region runs from base 127 to 1881 and encodes 584 amino acids. Gene Ontology annotation, biological process: mannose trimming involved in glycoprotein ERAD pathway; carbohydrate metabolic process; endoplasmic reticulum mannose trimming. The transcript is spliced from 15 exons. Gene Ontology annotation, cellular component: endoplasmic reticulum; membrane. The record is from RefSeq and is a predicted model, not a curated record. Lineage: Eukaryota; Viridiplantae; Streptophyta; Magnoliopsida; Apiales; Apiaceae.